This is a messenger RNA of Aedes albopictus (Asian tiger mosquito), 2059 nucleotides long. It is a transcript of the gene Cdc23, whose product is annotated as cell division cycle protein 23 homolog. The transcript is spliced from 2 exons. Gene Ontology annotation, cellular component: anaphase-promoting complex. Gene Ontology annotation, molecular function: protein binding. Gene Ontology annotation, biological process: anaphase-promoting complex-dependent catabolic process; positive regulation of mitotic metaphase/anaphase transition; protein ubiquitination. Lineage: Eukaryota; Metazoa; Arthropoda; Insecta; Diptera; Culicidae. Bases 166 to 2022 code for a protein of 618 amino acids. The record is from RefSeq and is a predicted model, not a curated record.
GACUUCACCGCGCGCAGCUGUCGCGAACUGCGUUACGUGCCUACUAACAACAAAACAAAACGGUUUGCGACUUUUCUCGGCUUGAAAAUAAUGCAAGUUGCUGUGGAAUAGUAAAAAGUUUUUCCUGUAUUUCGUGCUUUUCACCAUAUCUCAGAGUCCUAAAAAAUGAACGAAACGUUUUCCAUCAACCUGAAAGACGUAAAACAAGAUCUGCUGCUCGGAAUAAUCGAGUGCAACAAACGCGGCCUGGCACAGAGCGUCAAAUGGCUCUCGGAGCUGAAUCACGGACUGACGGACGUCUCGGUGAGUUUGGGAGGGAAAUCGUUUGAAAAUCUGCACACCGGCAUCACCGAGGAGGAAUACGAUGUGUACGUGCUGUCGAAGAGUUACUUCGAUGUGCGGGAGUACGACCGGUCGGCGUACUUUACCCGGAAUUGUACGUCGCCGGUGCCGCGCUUCCUGCACAUGUACGCCACCUACAUGGCCAAGGAGAAGAAGCGGCUAGACAACAUGAGCGACAGUUCAAUAGUGAAUGCUAAUAGCCACCUAAAGGAUUUUUCGGAGCUAUUGGCCACGCUUCGGGCGGAGUAUGGGCAACGCAAGUUGGACGGGUACUGCAUGUGGCUGUACGGGGUCAUACUGAAGAAGUUGGAUUUGACCCAGAUGGCGGUGCAAGUUUUCGUGGAUGCCGUCAACGCAGAACCGACAUUGUGGGGAGCUUGGUUGGAAUUGGCUCCGCUGGUAACGGAUAAAACUAUGCUUCUGAAUCUCAAACUGCCUAACCAUUGGAUGAAGCAGAUAUUCGUUGGGUAUACGUACAUUGAGUUGUUCCUGAACGACGAGGGAAUCAAAAUCUUCGAGCACCUUCAGGCCGCAGGAUUCGGCAAAUGCAUAUUCGUUCCAACACAGUUGGCGAUUGGGUUUUCGAAUAAGCGGGAUGUGGACAAAUCGAUUGAAAUAUUCCGUCAGCUGCACGAGGAGGACCCCUUCCGGUUGGAUAAUUUGGAUUCCUACUCGAACCUGCUAUUCGUGAAGGAAAUGAAGACUGAGAUGGCUCAUCUGGCGCACAGGGCGGUGGAUAUCAAUAAGUACAGCGCGGAGACGUGCUGCGUGGUGGGAAAUUACUACAGCAUUCGGGCCGAUCACCACAAGGCCGUGGUGUACUUUCAGCGGGCGUUGAAACUCAAUCCGCGGUAUUUGUCGGCGUGGACACUCAUGGGGCACGAGUUCAUGGAGAUGAAGAACACCAAUGCGGCGAUUCAGAGCUACCGCCAAGCUAUUGAGGUCAACCGCCGAGACUUCCGAGCCUGGUAUGGUCUGGGCCAGGCUUACGAAAUCCUGAAAAUGCCCUUCUACAGUCUCCACUACUACAAGGCAGCCCAACAGCUGCGUCCGUACGACAGUCGAAUGUUGGUGGCUCUGGGUGAGACCUACGAAAAGCUGGAUAAGGGAGACAACGCCCUCAAGUGCUACCAGAAGGCUUACAACGUGGGUGACAUCGAGGGCGUGGCCUUGUAUAACCUGGCUCGUCUGUACGAGCGGCGGGAGGAAAUUGAAAAGGCUAUUCCGGCGUUCCUUCGCUACUGCUCGGACGAAAAAGCCGUUGCAGAUAAAAGUUCCCUUUGUCACGCCUACCUAACGUUGGGCAGCUUCUACGAAAAACACGAGCAAUUCGACAAGGCAUCGCACUUCGCAUACAAAUGCUUGGAAUACGAAGAGUCCAAACGCGAGGCCGAAGCGUUGUUGAAGACCAUCGCUAACAAGAGGUCGGAAAAGGCAGCCAACGCAGCUGCGGCUGCUAAAGAAACGCCUUCCACGUCGGGUAAGGAGAAAACCACCGAUAUGGAUCUGGAGGAGGUGGAGAUGGACGAAAGUAAUGUUGGCCGGAUGGUGCAUAUGGUGAUGUCUCAGGAUGACAUGCUGGUGGAGAAUGAUGAACCGGAGUUCCAGUUGGAGCAGGGAGUGGAUGAUAUUUCUGCUCUGUCGAUUAUAAUGGAGCACGGUUCCGAUGGGAACGAAUAAAGUGCUAAUCUAAUUGAAGGUAUGUUUUGUCCGCAAA